AGGUGAUCAAAGAACGUAAUAACGAAACAAAGAUGAGUAUGCGCGAGGAAGAUCGGCAGAAGAACAACAACUGUCCUAGCCGCGGCCUCGGCUUGGCGGCCGCAGCUCUAGGCGUUGGCGUUGGGGCUGCGCUGUACUACUUCCUCAGCAAGAAGCCAGAGAACCCCGAUGGAGAAGGCUCUACCACAGGCUGGUCCUGCGAGCAACCUCAUACCUUCAACAUUCUAUUCGACGAGUCGGACACAAGCAUGGAAAAUAACUGUAACAACUCAAGCACUUCCAUCGAAGACUCCUACACCACCAUCUCAGAAACUACCACCACAGACACAAGCAUCCACUCCGACUCUGAGGACUCUUACAUUGAUGUGAUACCCAACUUAGAGGAGUCCUUGUCCUUCUCCGAAGACGAAUGGGAUGUGACUGGGUCGUUAGAUGUUCCGAGUGAAGAGAGGAGCAGUGUGUCGCCGGUUAGGAUGAUGUUUGGGAGCAUUGGAGCGCUUUUUAGCCCUAGACCUAGUGAGCGGAGGCGUGGAACAUCCCAAGAGGAGCGAGAUAUUAUGCGAGCGCAGGCGUUAUCCGAAGAAGAACAGAUAAAGUUCCUUAACGCUCAGAAAUUCCGCGAACGCUCGUGGUCCCUCGAGGAGUGCUCCAUUUGCUUCGAGAUCAUGCUCAAAGAUCAGGACCUGACCAGCCUGCCGUGCGCGCACAACUUCCACUCGGCCUGCCUGGCGCCCUGGCUGGCGGAGCAGCAGACCUGUCCCAACUGCCGCAAGGCUGCUGAAUAAAGCCAUUACUUCGCGUUUUCUCAUCGUAUCACUGGGGCGAGCGUGAGACGGGUCUCCGCGCCGAACACCGCAUCUGCCAGGUUGGUGAACUUCUGAAGAUAAGACAUUGAAGACAAGCUAAGCAAACAAUAUUUCAUCGUACGUACUUAAAACAUCCAAAAUGUUUACUGAAACAUUGUAAAAACUUAACUACAGUAUAGGAGUUACGUAUUGCCUGUUUCUACAGCAGUACGUAAAGUUUCGUCCAGUAGGUAGUCAUAUCUUAUAAGAUGUCUCUCUAAGCGGCAUGGGCGUAGGCAGAUUGGAGCGGGGGGAGGGGGCAGCUGCCCCCUAGAGUUCAAAUUGCUGCCCCCUCUAGGGUUUCGGCGAUAUCUAUUAUCAACUUCCCCACCUAGUUCAGUGGCUGGCUACGCCCUUGCUAAGCGGCAUCAAUGAAAUUGAUAGGUAUUACCUAAAAUAAAAACUUCCUUUUACUUCAGAUGUCAGCCAAUCGAUAACAUAAGAUUACGCCUCUCAGUUGUCAUGAAAAUAUUAUAUCAUAAUUGGUGAUUAUUUCCUGUUAACCUUUUUGAACGCCAAGAACACCUAAAGGCGUCGUGCGUCGUGCCCACAGUGCCAAGGACAUCUAUAGGUGUCAUGGCGGACGCUGGCAAUGUAACCUUCACACUUUCGAGUGAGGUUUACAUUAGCUCGCUUGCGUCCGGGAGCUUGGCGUUUGAGUGAUAUUUGUGUUCAUGACUUAAAGCGUUCAAAAAAUUAAAGCUAACUACUGACGGUCCUAAUAUCUUCUAUAGACUCAUAAUCUCUUAAAAUCUAGUCAUUGACUGUGUAGUUGACAGUUUAUGUGACAACAAGGAAAUAUCACUGAAAUAAUUUGUGUAAAAAUUGUAUAUAUUUAGAGACUUUUAACUGCCAUUUAUAUUUUAAACAUCAUGGCAUGUUUAUACAUGAGUCCUGAAUAUGCUUUGUGUUAAUUUUAUUUUUCAGAAUAGAAGUUAGAAUAGUAGUAAUAAAUCUUGUUGAGCAAUGAAUUUGUUUAGUUAUAAUCAGAGGGCCUGCCGCGAACCACGUUGGACGUGUUGCCUCUCUGUCGCACUUGUAAAUUCGUACGUAAGUGUGACAGGGAUGCAACACGUCGAACAUGGUUCGCGGUAGGCGCACAAAGCCCGGAAUUUUCGCGGCAUAAUUGAUAGUCUACUCGUAUCACAAACCAAAUAAAAUGCUGCUGUGUGUACUGACGUGGAUUUCGAAGAAGAACUUGCAUCUGUUUCUAUAUAAUUCUAUUAGUACAGUAAGCAUCAAAAGUAGAGUAUGAUACAACGCCCCCCAAUCUCUAAAAUUCAAAUCCAAAAGUAUAUCUUUCAGAGUCUUAAUUGUUCUAAAUAUAGAACCAUCACUUUUUGUUAAGCUGUUACAAAAUGGUAGAAACUUUUGAAGCGUUGUUUGAUCCGCUACUUUUGAUGCUGACUGUACAAAUCUCAAGUAUAUAUUUUAUUUGAUGGACCGUGUUUUUCUUCUAUUACACAACUAUCGAUAUCGAUAAAAAAUGUUUGUAACACUAGCUAGAUUGCGACAGACUUUUGUUUUGCCGCGAAAAUUCCGGGCUUUGCUAAAAUAAUUAUGUAGUUUUAUCAUGAGAGAAUGAGUUACGCAACUAGCAAUCAUAUAUAAUUUAUUAAGUCUUUUUUUUCAUAGAGUGAGACUAAGUUGGCAGCCCAGACAGUGCAAGUGUUAUUUUAAACUGGAAACUUCUAUGAAAUGAUGACGUUUAUUUAACACUUCCACAGGCUAGGCUCUCAAAAUCGCUGCUAACUUAUCUUGGUCUGACUAUAUAUAUUUAUAAGUUUUCUUAUUCGUGGCAAAGUGGCAACUUGGAAAAAAAGAUUAAUUUUUUUGCUUCUUAGUAAUUAUUCGGGUUCUUUUUCGGGAUUUUGUGUUGUAUUAACUCAUUUCUUAAAUGAUAAAUUAACAGCUUGAUAAUGUUUUUACCAUUAGUGAUAAUAUUUGUGGAUCAAAUAAAAUGUUAUAAGAUUUUACUCUUCGAUAAAUUUUAGGGAAUUUAGAUAGUUUCGCACCUAAUUAUGAAAUUGUAUUCUAGGCACAAACGCUUAAGGUUCAAUUUACUGUGGUAACAUUGUUCGUCACUUUGUAAAAAAAAAUUAAGUUUCGUCGGUAAGUAUAGUCAGUAGAAAGCGGAUUGUCAACUGACAACUGACAGGUUUGUGAUGUUUAAUGGCUUGACUACUAAUACCACUAAUACAUUUUUUUUAAAUUAUUAUUCAAAAACAUUGUAAUUACAUGCAGCGUUCGCCAAUACAUUACAAUUAAAUACCAACCAUUACCUUGACCUAAUAAGUAAAUUCACUCCACUAGACUACGUAAUUAACCUUUUGACCGCCAGAGACGUCAUAUGACGCGCGCCGCGACAGCCCAAUAUCAACCGUUAUGCAUACCAACAAGGUUCACGAUUACACGCCGCGUACGAUAGACGUGGCGUUCAAAAGGUUUAUACUGCGAUUCAAAUAUUCGUUUACAUUGUUCGGCUGUGUCCACUUGGAUGCAAACACAUCAAUGUGCGGUGGCCACAUUAAGCACAGAGUCGAGCAGUGUGAGUGAGCCUUGUUACCCGUUAUUGCUUCGUGAUUUUACUCGUAUUUUUUUUUUAUACUACGUCGGUGGCAAACAAACAUACGGCCCGCCUGAUGGUAAGCAGUAUCCGUAGCCUAUGUACGCCUGCAACUCCAGAGGAGUCGCAUGCGCGUUGCCGACCCUAACCCCCUCCCACCCCUUGUUGAGCUCUCGUAUGAGGAAUCCUUGGUUUUUCUUACUGUGAUAUAUACAGUAACAUCAGUUAACCCAUAUUUGUAGCGGGCAAUGUUACCACAACGUUACAGUAACAGAACAGUAAUAUUUUGAAAAUUGUGAUUUUAACGUAGUAGUUAGUAAUUUUUGUCUCCGGCAGAGUAGGAGUCAAUCACACCUAUCAGGUUAUGUCUAGCUGACUGAGUAUGCGGAUACCGUGCAACCCCAGAAUCUCGAAAAAAAGUGUUUUAAAUGUAUUUUCCAGGGUUGUCCUCACAGUAAAGGUUGCUCAGUGUGACCUGUAUCGUCUGAUUAUGGCUAGACACGAUAAAAUCAAUCUGUAUAUUACAAUGCGCAAUCUCAGGCAGGCAAAUAAGGGUAAGGUCCUUGGAAAUUGGGUAAACCGGUAAGUCCUCUUACCUUACCUCCAAGAGGACGGCCGAUUCUCUAUAGUAACGUAGUCUCCAUUUUCUCUGGGUAUUGACAUUAUGGAAAAUAUUUUUACAUAAUUUGAUGUAUAUUAACCAUAGCUAUGCCCUUACGUUUGACUUUCUUCGAUUAUUGUAAAAAUUAGUAGCGAAAAAUAACUCCUAUAGUAAUUUUAAAUACGAAAAUAUACAAGGAUAUACAACAAAUGGAGUCAAAAUAUUUUCAAUAAUGUUAAUAUCCGGAGAGGAAAAUGAGGACUACGUUUGUAUUUUCAUUUCGCGAUUUCGCUCAGGUCCUCCACUUUCGUUUUAAGGGCUUCCGCAAGCUGACGCGGGUGCACGGAGCGGGCGCCCGCACGCGGGUGCCCUUGUAGGUGAAAUCCGCCGCACGCGUCUGCACCAGUUAGAAAUCAGAAAUAUUUAUUGUGUAAACUCCAAAAUAGAUAAAAAAAUGUUAAUAAUGGAAAUAUUUAUUGCGUCACUCAUAGCAUUUUUCGUUAACUUUCUCACCCGCUCCGUGCAACCGCGCCAUCUAGCGGAUGCCUUAAAAACUACUUGUCGUUAAGUUACAAUCUGUAAAAAGCAUUGAAAUGUUUGUUGUCUAUUUCUACUUUGCCGGAGACAAGUUUUAAAAUUGCUUGUAAAUUGUCCAUCCAGCUAGCAUAGAAACUAAAACGCUGUUAAGAUUUUUAAAAUGUAUAUUUUUUCAUAGAUGUUUUGUACAGUUGACUAAAUCGAAAAAUGUAAUUUUACUAACCAACGUUGACUGUUUUAAAUGAAUUACUUAUAUCGUCUAUAUAUUAUAAAUUUUGUUUUGCUAAAAUUUUAAAUUGUGUAGAUAGACGUCAUUCAAAUGUAAGUAGUAUUCCUAUCAUAUAAGAACUAAAAUUCAAUAUUGCGUCGAGAGCGGCGUUUGAAAAAAAGAGCCAAGUUAGGAUUUAAAAAAUAGCAAUUUUUAAUUAGCAAGUCUUUUUCGAUGGUGUGAUAAAUUGUAGAUAUUGUAGUAUUUAUUUUAAUGAGGGUUUUUUAACAUUAAGACUUUUUAGAUAUCGAUAAUAGGUAAAGUAUUAAUUGUUAGAAAACUCUCAUGGUAUAGGUAUUCUUCCAUAAUUUCAUGUGAUGGCUUUAUUUAUGUAUUUGUAGCGUUUUUGUUGAUUAAGGCCUAAAAAUAUAGAAUGAUUAAUAAAUGCUCAAUUAACAAUAA
This is a messenger RNA of Cydia pomonella (codling moth), 5219 nucleotides long. Its product is annotated as E3 ubiquitin-protein ligase RLIM-like. The coding region runs from base 33 to 785 and encodes 250 amino acids. The record is from RefSeq and is a predicted model, not a curated record. NCBI's taxonomy places the organism in Eukaryota, Metazoa, Arthropoda, Insecta, Lepidoptera, Tortricidae. The transcript is spliced from 6 exons.